Papaver somniferum (opium poppy) is the source of this 546-nucleotide messenger RNA. RefSeq lists its product as uncharacterized. The coding region runs from base 1 to 546 and encodes 181 amino acids. NCBI's taxonomy places the organism in Eukaryota, Viridiplantae, Streptophyta, Magnoliopsida, Ranunculales, Papaveraceae. The transcript has a single exon. The record is from RefSeq and is a predicted model, not a curated record.
AUGGAAUCAUCUCCGUGGGUAUCAAGAGAUGAUCUAUUGGCUUUGGAAAGAUGUGUUCCUAAUAAAUUGCCGCAUGAAUAUACUUUUGACAAAAUGGAAUUUUGGGCUCAACUACAUGGGUUACCGGUUAAUUAUUUGGACAUAAAAUUUAUCCAAAUAUUAGUUGCAUACGCUGGUAGUCACAUAACCAUUUCUAUUCAAGAAUCUCGUAAUUGGAGAAAAUUUUCUAGAGCUUGUCUUCCUAUCGAUAUUAAACAUCCACUAAGAGAUUCUAUCUCAUUUCCCUUGUCAAAUGGGCAGGAAAUCACAGCUGAAAUCAGAUAUGAAAGACUCCCUAGAUUAUGUUUGUUUUGUGGUCUUCUUGGUCAUCUUAUGAAAAUAUGUCUGAAAGUUCAUCAACUUAAAGAUAAGGUUCGUCAAGAUUUUCCUCCAGAACUUCAUCAACAAGCAUAUGAUCUUAUAACUCCAAAGUACCAGCGAUCAAUUAAUGCCUAUGUCAAGAACUACAUUGAUGAAUUGGAGGAGUUUCAACAAGGAGAUUAUUAG